GCUGUCUCUUGCUCCUCUUCGGCUCAGCCACUGCCUCCGCUCGCCAUGCUUUCCGUCCGCACCCAGCUCGCCACCAUCGCUGACCAGCAGCAGCUGCAGUUGUCGCCGCCUAAGCGACUCACCCUGGCUGACAAGGAGAACACGCCCCCGGCCCUUAGCAGCACCCGCGUCCUGGACAGUAAGGCUGCGAGGAGAAUCUUCCAGGACUCCACCGAGCUGGAAAGUAAAUGUCUAUCUACUAAGUCCAGCGUUGAGGAUGAGCCGUUACUGAGAGAAAAUCCCCGCUGCUUCGUUGUCUUUCCCAUCCAGUACCACGAUAUCUGGCAGAUGUACAAGAAAGCUGAGGCCUCCUUUUGGACUGCUGAGGAGGUGGACCUUUCCAAGGAUAUUCAGCAUUGGGAAGCCCUGAAACCCGACGAGAGACAUUUUAUAUCUCAUGUUCUGGCUUUCUUUGCAGCGAGUGACGGCAUACACCUGGUGUACAAGCCAUCGGAGCAGAGAGUAAAAGAGAUAAUCACCAACGCGGUUAGGAUAGAGCAGGAGUUCCUCACGGAGGCCUUGCCUGUGAAGCUCAUCGGGAUGAAUUUCACUUUGAUGAAGCAGUAUAUUGAAUUUGUGGCCGACAGGCUUAUGCUGGAGCUGGGUUUUAACAAGAUUUUCAGAGUAGAAAAUCCGUUUGACCUCAUGGAAAAUAUUUCACUAGAAGGAAAGACAAACUUCUUUGAGAAGCGUUUUCUUCUUCACUUUUUCUCUUAA
Molecule: messenger RNA, 756 nt
Organism: Mastomys coucha (southern multimammate mouse)
Lineage: Eukaryota; Metazoa; Chordata; Mammalia; Rodentia; Muridae
Product: ribonucleoside-diphosphate reductase subunit M2-like
Biological process (GO): deoxyribonucleotide biosynthetic process
Cellular component (GO): cytosol
Molecular function (GO): ribonucleoside-diphosphate reductase activity, thioredoxin disulfide as acceptor
Source: RefSeq, a predicted model, not a curated record